AUGGCAGAUUCCGCGGAGACGACCAACAAGAAGAGAGACGGCCAUGUGCCGUCGCCUCUGCAGUCCCUGAGCAGCUCCACAGCUUCACUUGGCCGCUCACCGCCCCCGGGACUCGCAAUGGGAUCCAGCCCCAGCCCGCACACGCACCGCGGGAGCUUCGCAGAGCAGAUGCGCGGCGGCCCUGGCUCUCCGCGCGCUUCACGACAGCCCUCGCUGUCGCAGCAGGCCUUUCAGGACCUCAUCAACAACCCACCUACCAAAGCCGGCGAUCCCAAGUUCCACGGGCGCGACUGGUCCACCGUCCGGCUGGGCGAGAUUGUCGACCCGUCGCUGGUGCGCUUCGUCGAGUACGACACGAGCGUCGAGGAUGCCACGAGCCUCCUCGUCACGUCUGGCGCGCCCAACGUCGUCCUGCUCCGCGAAGACGCCAGCACCCGCCACGCAAUCGGCACCUUCGACUACAGCGACCUGAACGCAUACCUCCUCCUCGUCGUCGGCCUCGCACACCCCGAGGAGCAGGACGUAGCCUCGUUUGACGAGCUGGCCAAGAAGGGCCGAGAGGGCAAGCCCAUCCCGCUCAAACACGUCAAGGACCUGGGCAAGAAGGAGCCGCUGAUCACCCUGCCCCACACCGCCGACCUGACCAAGGUUAUGGAGGUGUUUGGCAGCGGCGUGCAUAGGGUGCUCGUCGCCAAGGAGGGCACUACGGAUGUCAUUGGUAUACUGACACAGCUGAGGAUGGUCCGCUUCUUCUGGGAGAACAGGCAGAGCUUCCCGGGAGUAGACCAGCUGUACCCACAGCUACUCAAAGACCUGAACAUAGGGCAGAAGCAGGUUCUGGCCAUCAACGGCGACAAGCCCCUAGCCACUGCUCUCGAGCUCAUGUUCAACGAAGGGGUAUCCUCCAUCCCAGUCCUCGACGCACAAAACAACGUCAUUGGUAAUAUCUCCCACGUCGACGUUCGACUCCUCACAAAAUCAACCUCCCUUCCCCUCCUCCGCUCCUCUUGCAUCCACUUCAUAUCCGUAAUCCUCUCCGAACGCGGCGUCAACGACGGCAAGGACUCGUUCCCCGUCUUCCACGUGAACCCCUUCAGCACCCUCGCGCACACGGUCGCCAAACUCGUCGCAACCCGCUCCCACCGCAUGUGGGUCGUUGACACGCCCUCGCCUGCGUCGUCAGGGCCUUCGACACCAGCAAUUCAACCCACCAUCCUCGUCCCCCCAUCGCCAAUGACGCCCCUGCCAGUGUCUCUGAGCGGUCCCACCCCUGUCAGCACAAUGGCGCCAACCCAUCUCGCAGGCACAGGCGCCGUCGCCCCCGCCAUCUCGGCCAGCGCCAUGUCAGGCGCGAGCUUAUCUGGCAGGCUCAGUGGCGUGAUCAGCCUGACGGACAUUUUGAAUGUGUUUGCGCGAGCGAGCGGCCUGCAUCCACACGACCCAGAUGAGGCGCGUCGGGCGAGGAGACGGUCCAGUUCGAGCAGCAUGCGGACGAGCAUGGAUAGUUCGCGGAGCGAGAGCGUGUCUGGGAUCGCCGGCACGUCUGGGAGAAGGAGCAGCGUCAGCGAGCGGGACCGGACAGCGAGCGUGCAGGGCCUGGGAGCUUCGCGGGGGAGGCUCGCGUAG
Molecule: messenger RNA, 1626 nt
Organism: Ascochyta rabiei
Lineage: Eukaryota; Fungi; Ascomycota; Dothideomycetes; Pleosporales; Didymellaceae
Product: cell separation during budding
Exons: 4
Coding region: 1-1626 (541 amino acids)
Biological process (GO): cellular response to glucose starvation; regulation of mitotic metaphase/anaphase transition
Molecular function (GO): protein serine/threonine phosphatase inhibitor activity
Source: RefSeq, a predicted model, not a curated record